Molecule: messenger RNA, 315 nt
Organism: Colletotrichum navitas
Lineage: Eukaryota; Fungi; Ascomycota; Sordariomycetes; Glomerellales; Glomerellaceae
Exons: 1
Coding region: 1-315 (104 amino acids)
Source: RefSeq, a predicted model, not a curated record
AUGCCGCUUUCUCGUCUGACCAUAAGUGGCUUGGGACAUAUUCCCGCUUCUUGCUUCUCGUGCGCGAUACUGCGCCUGACCCCUUCUAUCGGUAUGUGCGACUGCUCCGUUCGUAGAUCACGGGCUCAACGUAGCUGGCACGCGGGCCGCUGGAGACGUAAGACCGCCUCACGCUCGUGUAGCUCGCGCGCGGGGAGGAGCCAUGGUGGUGAUGGUGGUGUCCGUGGUGGUGAUGCCCGUGGUGGUGGUGGUGGUGUCCGUGGUGGUACCUGGCGGGGAUCACCUCCUCAUGAUAGUAGUAUUUGCGGCCGCUAG